CGGCGCGCCGAGUGAUUGUGAGGGUGUAGAAGCUCGAUUCGAGCAGGAGGCAUGCAAACCAUGCGCCACACCACUUUUGCGCUCACUCUGGCAGCCGUGCGAGCGCUCACGACGGCGCCGCUCCACGACGUCACGCCCCUCAUAAAGUCCGCCCCGCUCUCCAACAAACUAAACUGCGACGUCUUCUUCAAGAUGGACUGCGCCCAGCCACCUGGAAGUUUUAAGUUGCGAGGCAUCGGCGCGACCGUGAAAGAAGCAGUCGAGAACGGAGCGGACGGCGUCGUGUCCUCGAGCGGCGGCAACGCGGGCCUCGCGACGGCGCACGCCGCGCGCGCGCUCGGGAUCGCAUGCACGGUCGUGCUGCCGACGACGACGCCUGAUGCCGUCCGGCGCAAAUUAGAAAAGGAGUACGGUGCCGAAGUGAUUGUGGAGGGUGCGGUCUGGGAUGAGGCCAAUGAACGAGCAAAACAACUAGCAGCAGAGUACGAGCGCCCGCUUGUGCACCCCUUCGAGGGCGAGACUACUUGGAAGGGGCAUUCCACAUUAGUUCAAGAGGUCGAUGAGCAGCUCGCCGAGAUAGGUAAAAAAAUGGACGCAAUAGUGUGUUGUGUCGGCGGCGGCGGGCUCCUCGCCGGCGUGUUGCGAGGUGUUGGUACUAGGGACGACUGCGCCAUCGUGGCGGCGGAGACGCAUGGGGCGGACUCCUUCGCGCAAUCAUUCAAAGCAGGAACGCCGGCGACGAUCCCUAUAACCUCCAUCGCCAAGUCGCUGGGCGCGGGGACGCCGUCUCCCAUUGUCUUGCGGGACGCGUUAUCAUCGAAGCGCGUCCACCCGCACGUCGUCUCCGACGCGGCCGCGGUGCGCGCGUGCGUCAAUUUCGCGGACGAGCGGCGCGUGCUCGUCGAGCCGGCCUGCGGCGCGGCGCUGGCCUGCGUCUAUGGGGACGACGUGCCGGCCGUCUUGCAAAAUAGGCGCUGUGUGGUUGUGGAGGUCUGCGGCGGCGCCGUCGUCGGCGUGGAGCAGCUGGACGCCUGGGCGCGGGAGCUCCUCCAAUGUUAGUUUUAUUACACUGUGGCGGAACAUAUCAAGC
Pelagomonas calceolata is the source of this 1090-nucleotide messenger RNA. NCBI's taxonomy places the organism in Eukaryota, Pelagophyceae, Pelagomonadales, Pelagomonadaceae. The record is from the annotation of a GenBank genome assembly.